Molecule: messenger RNA, 939 nt
Organism: Lodderomyces parapsilosis
Lineage: Eukaryota; Fungi; Ascomycota; Pichiomycetes; Serinales; Debaryomycetaceae
Gene: NOP1
Product: rRNA methyltransferase
Exons: 1
Coding region: 1-939 (312 amino acids)
Biological process (GO): box C/D sno(s)RNA 3'-end processing; rRNA methylation
Cellular component (GO): small-subunit processome; box C/D methylation guide snoRNP complex; nucleolus
Molecular function (GO): RNA binding; rRNA methyltransferase activity; histone H2AQ104 methyltransferase activity
Source: RefSeq, a predicted model, not a curated record
AUGGCAUUUGGAGCACCAAGAGGUAGAGGCGGAAGCCGUGGAGGCGGCCGUGGCGGAUUUUCAGGAAGAGGUGGCCGUGGAGGUGCAUCAGCAGGCAGAGGUGGUCGUGGUGGAGCUAGAGGUGGUGCCAGAGGUGGCGCUAGAGGUGGAAGAGGUGGUGCCAGAGGUGGAAGAGGUGGCGCACGUGGUGGAGCUAGAGGAGGAGCCAAGGUUGUUAUCGAGCCACACAGACAUGCUGGUGUUUUCAUUGCCAGAGGAAAAGAAGAUUUGUUAGUCACCAAAAACAUCGCUCCUGGUGAAUCGGUGUAUGGCGAAAAGAGAAUAAGCGUAGAAGAACCAGCCAAGGAAGAAGGAUCAGCUCCAACUAAAAUUGAAUAUCGUGUAUGGAAUCCUUUCAGAUCCAAGUUGGCCGCUGGUAUUAUGGGUGGUAUUGAUGAAUUGGGUGUUGCGCCAGGAAAGAAAGUUUUGUAUUUGGGUGCUGCUUCAGGUACCUCUGUUUCCCAUGUUGCUGAUGUCGUUGGACCGGAAGGUUUAGUAUACGCUGUUGAGUUCUCCCACAGGCCCGGUAGAGAGUUGAUUGGUAUGGCCAAGAAAAGACCAAAUGUGAUCCCCAUCAUCGAUGAUGCCAGACACCCCCAGAAGUACAGAAUGUUGGUGGGAAUGGUUGAUUGUGUUUUCGCUGAUGUUGCUCAGCCAGAUCAAGCUCGUAUUAUUGCUUUGAAUUCACACUUGUUUUUGAAAGAUGGUGGUAUUGUGGUUAUAUCUAUCAAAGCAAACUGUAUCGAUUCAACUGUUGAUGCUGAAACCGUUUUCGCUAGAGAAGUACAGAAGUUAAGAGAAGAGAGAAUCAAACCAUUGGAGCAAUUGACAUUGGAACCAUACGAAAGAGAUCAUUGUAUCGUUGUUGGUCGUUACAUGAGAAGCGGAAUCAAGAAAUAA